AUGGUUAAGAUAUUUACCAUUAUAGAACGGCUUACCUCGGGGACUGAUAGUCCAUCAGGACGGUCAACCUCGGGGGCUGAUAGACCAUCAGAAGGGUCAACCUCGGUGACUGAUAGAUCAUCAGAAAGGUCUAACUCUGGUAUUGAUAUUCCAUCGGAACGGUCAACCUCGGUGACUGAUAGACCAUCAGAACAGCCAACCUCGGGGACUGAUAGGCCAUCAGAACGGUCAACCACGGUGACUGAUAGACCAUCAGAACGGUCAACCUCGGGGACUGAAAGUCCAUCGAAACAGCCAACCUCGGGGACUGAAAGUCCAUCAGAACAGCCAACCUCGGGGACUGAAAGUCCAUCGAAACAGCCAACCGCGGGGACUGAAAGUCCAUCGAAACAGCCAACCUCGGGGACUGAAAUACCAUCAGAACGGUCAACCUCGGGGACGGAUAGACCAUCAGGACAGCCAACCUCGGGGACUGAAAGUCCAUCAGAACGGUGA
Messenger RNA from Mizuhopecten yessoensis (Yesso scallop), 495 nucleotides. RefSeq names its product cell surface glycoprotein 1-like. The coding region runs from base 1 to 495 and encodes 164 amino acids. The record is from RefSeq and is a predicted model, not a curated record. The transcript is spliced from 2 exons. Lineage: Eukaryota; Metazoa; Mollusca; Bivalvia; Pectinida; Pectinidae.